CGAACUAUACGAGGAAAACUGUUCCUUCAACACAACACAACACAACACAACAACAAUCUUUGUUUGUCGAUCGAUGCAUGCAUGGCUGAAGUUUACACUCUAGUUGUCAGGAAACCCUGUUUUGGUCUUCCAACUGGUUGCCCUCAAUGUCUCUCUUCUCUCAUCUAUCUCAAUUUCUCUCAAAUUCCCUUCCAAUUAGAUUUCCACGUUAAUCACCCACAUUCCGAUAAAAUUCCUUACAUUGAGGUUGGUGAUGAUUAUGUGGCAUAUAAUAAUGAGAUUGAAGGGAUAAUUGAGUGUUUGAAGAAAGAUGUUGGUGUUGUUGAUUUAGAUAGUGAAGUUUCUUCACUUCCUGAUUGGAUAUCAAUCAAAGCAAUUCUCACAACUUGGCUUCAUGAUGCACUUACAUAUGAACUUUGGGUUGGAUCUGAUGGUUCUUCUGCUAAUAGUAUCUAUUAUUCUGAUCUUCCUUGGCCCUUAGGGAAGAUUCUCUAUUCGCAUAAAGUGCGUUGGGUGAAACUGAAGCAUGGGAUUACUGAUGACAAUGCUGUAGUCAAGAAAGAAGAGAUUUAUGAGAGGGCAAACUCUGCUUAUGGUGCUCUAUCUAAAUUGUUAGGCGAAAAGAACUACCUAUUUGAUGAGAGCAGGCCAUCAAGUUUGGAUGCAAUUUUUCUUGCCCAUGGACUUGUUGCUCUUCAAGCUUUACCAGAAUCUUCAACGCUGCGGAUCAAAUUUUCGGAACAUGAUAAUUUAGUUAGAUAUGUGCACAAAUGUAAGACUGAACUUAAAGAUGCUGGCACAUCUCCCCCCUCUGCUCCAUCUGGUUCCAGAAGUCAAUCUACUCAGAGACCAAAGUCUAAGAGCAUACCCAAAAGGGAGAAAACAAAGGAGGAGAAAACCCUUAAAAGGAAGGGUAAAUAUUUUGUGGCAGCACAGUUGGUUGCAGUUGUUGUUUUUCUGACUCUUAUGGUGACAUUUGACAUUACUGAAGGAGAGGUAGAAGAUGUUGAUGCUGGUGAAUAUUGAAUAAAGAUCCACUGAUUUGUUUAUCUUCCUCUCAAUUACAAAGCAUAAAACAAGUGUCUCAUACAAUUUUUUUACUGUGCAAUUUUGAAAAUGGUAAAAUUAUCAUUCAUUAUUACUAUCUACAUAUGGUCUAAUUUUUUGUAUACACAAGUUGGAUAAAACAUUUUCAUCAUGAGCUGUAAGAAUUGGGUUAAGGCUUAAAUAAGUUUUAGCUUUAGAUUUUAAAUUAAAUUACUUGCUUUAGAGAAAUUCAAUCUAAUGAAAAGGGCUGAUAUAUUA
Messenger RNA from Medicago truncatula (barrel medic), 1305 nucleotides. RefSeq names its product mitochondrial outer membrane import complex protein METAXIN. Lineage: Eukaryota; Viridiplantae; Streptophyta; Magnoliopsida; Fabales; Fabaceae. Gene Ontology annotation, biological process: mitochondrion organization. Gene Ontology annotation, cellular component: cytoplasm; mitochondrial outer membrane; SAM complex. The transcript has 6 exons. The record is from RefSeq and is a predicted model, not a curated record. Bases 82 to 1026 code for a protein of 314 amino acids.